AUGGAGCUCAAUGCAACGAAAAGUCCUAUGCAUCUACCAGCUUACGAAAAUAUCGUCAAGCGAUAUGGAAAGUAUACAAGAAAGGUCAACGGCGAACUUGUCAAAAUUGUUUAUGAUUGGUUCGAACCUGAAGAUAGUAAUCAAUACAAAUUAUGUUUAACAAAAAAACAAUAUGAUCUAUUGAAAACAUUUGUCUCUCCAAUAGAUUCAAAUGGUGAACCAUUAGCAUUUGAUCGAUAUUGUGAUGUGCUAAUCCCAGUUAUUACUGCUGGGGAAGAUGAUCAUCACGAUGAUUAUUCAAUCUGGUUAGCAUUUCGUUCGUUUAAAAAAAGUCACAAUCGUUAUAUCGAAACGAGUGAAUUGGAAAACUUAAUACAUAUCAUUGGUCAAUCGGUCGAUCGUGAACAGAUACGUGAUCUGAUUAAUAAAAUUGAUUGGGAUCAUAAUGGCCUAUUGGACUACAACGAGUUUCGUCAAUUCAUUAUUCGUGGUUAUGCAAGAGAAUUGUUAAUGAUGGACAUUACGAGAGAAACGGUUUAUUCCGUGGAUAGAGUAGAAACACCAACAAUGACGCAUCGAUUCUAA
This is a messenger RNA of Adineta ricciae, 585 nucleotides long. Lineage: Eukaryota; Metazoa; Rotifera; Eurotatoria; Adinetida; Adinetidae. The record is from the annotation of a GenBank genome assembly.